Molecule: messenger RNA, 1304 nt
Organism: Amphiprion ocellaris (clown anemonefish)
Lineage: Eukaryota; Metazoa; Chordata; Actinopteri; Pomacentridae
Product: odorant receptor 131-2-like
Exons: 1
Coding region: 1-930 (309 amino acids)
Biological process (GO): G protein-coupled receptor signaling pathway
Cellular component (GO): membrane
Molecular function (GO): G protein-coupled receptor activity
Source: RefSeq, a predicted model, not a curated record
AUGAAUGACUCCACAGAAGCGCCUCAGGUCUUAUCACUUCAUACUAGCAUCAAAGCUGUGCUGUCUACACUGCUGUGCCUCUUUUUCCUGUACGUAAACAGUGUCAUGGUGUUUGCUCUGCUGAAAAAGCCUCUCCUGCUGCAGUCGCCUCGAUACGUCCUGUUUGGUCACCUGCUUGUUACUGACUCUCUGCAGCUCGUAGCCUCUAUGCUGCUGUACGUCUUUGCUGUGACUAGGGUCAGAAUGGCUAGCUAUGUUUGCAUUACUUUCUUACUAUUUGCAAGCAGCACUGUGAAGUUGUCUCCCCUCAGCCUCGCUGUCAUGUCUUUGGAGAGAUAUGUUGCCAUUUGUUUUCCACUGAGGCAUGCUUACAUAGUCACGUCCAGGACCAUGGGUAUCGCCAUCGCUGUUAUAUGGACAGUGGCCUCUUUAGACUCCUUCAUGCUGCUCAUUCUGUUUGUUAGUCUCGAGAACACAAGCUUCACUUUGCAAAAGUUCUGCACCAAAAGCACUGUGUUCCGACUACAAAUUUACGUAACACUGAGCAGGACCUUUACCAUAAUGUAUUUUGCAUUGGUGAGCUUGAUUAUCAUUUAUACAUACGUUGCAGUCAUGAUUACUGCAAAGUCAGCCUCUUCUAAUGCGAGUCAUGCCAAUAAGGCACAUAAGACAGUGCUCCUGCACCUGCUACAGUUUUGCUUGUGUCUUACCUCGACUCUGUUUGAGAUGAUAAACACCAGCAGCCUAUUGAAAAUGAAGCGUGUUGUCGCUGUGCACAUUCAGUAUGUCUUCUUUUUGUGUCUAAUUAUUCUCCCUAAGAGUUUGAGCCCACUCCUAUAUGGCCUCAGAGAUCAAACCUUCAGACGUGUCUUUAUAUACUAUUUCACCUUUGGCUUUCAAAGCACAGUUUUUCCAUCUCUUAAGUCUUGAUUUUGAAGUUAUUGUAUUUAAUUGUGAGUGUAAACAGCAGCAUAAAGAGUUGUUUUCUCAAAAGCUGUAAAGUCUGAGAGCUACUGUCUAGAAUCAGGACUUACUGCUGCAGGAAAGGAUAAACUCUAAUAUAGUGUUCACAGAAACAAAGGGCAGCACUUUUUCAAUUUCUGCUCAUUUCUUAACAAACAUCAUUAUAAGCCAUGUGAUUAUCCAAGACAGUCUUUAAACACAUCCAUACACAGAACAGAGAGAGUAUAUAAUCCUCUCUAAGUAACAAUGAUGAACUGUUGUGUUAAACAUAUAACAUGUGGAUAUAAUGUCUUUAAUAUAUUCUUCCAUUGCUGUCUUUUGAGCUACUGUAACAGUGAACU